Molecule: messenger RNA, 746 nt
Organism: Halteromyces radiatus
Lineage: Eukaryota; Fungi; Mucoromycota; Mucoromycetes; Mucorales; Cunninghamellaceae
Product: dephospho-CoA kinase
Exons: 3
Coding region: 24-740 (238 amino acids)
Biological process (GO): coenzyme A biosynthetic process
Molecular function (GO): ATP binding; dephospho-CoA kinase activity
Source: RefSeq, a predicted model, not a curated record
UUUUUUUUUUUCUUUCUCCAACUAUGAAAUUAGUCGGUCUGACGGGCGGUAUUGCCUCUGGUAAAUCAACUGUCUCCAAGUUAUUACAAGAACAACAUAUUCCCAUCAUUGAUGCAGAUAAAAUAGCUCGGCAAGUAGUGGAACCUGGACGUUGGGCAAAUAAACUGAUACGAAAACACUUUGGUGAUGAAGUGUUUCUUCCUGAUGGCAACUUGAAUCGAGCCAAGUUGGGUGAAGUUGUAUUUGCCGAUCCUGCCAAACGCAAGGUAUUGAAUAGUUGUACUCAUCCUGCAAUACGAUUAGAAAUGUUCAAACAAGUGGUAUAUCAUUGGAUAACUGGUGCCAAAGUGGUGAUAUUAGAUGUACCUCUUUUAUUUGAAAGCAAACUGGAUAGAUUUGUAGGAACUACUGUAGUAGUAUAUUGUUCUGAAAUACUUCAAUUACAACGUUUGGUCAAAAGGGAUGGAUUAGAUGAAGAAUUGGCGACUCAAAGGAUGCGUGCUCAAACACCCUUAUCAGAAAAGGUGGAACUGGCAGAUAUAGUGAUUGAUAAUUCUAGUGAUCUGUCUCAACUCAGUAUUCAAGUUAAAAAUCUCAUCAAGAAGAUUACUCCAAGUACAACUACCUGGUUACUAGAAUAUAUUGGUCCUCCUGCUUUAUUUGCAAGUUUUAUAGUAGCAAUUAGACAUUAUAGUGUACCUUUAUUCAAUAAUAUUAUCUCCAAGUCAAUAAAGUCAUAAAAAAAA